Molecule: messenger RNA, 882 nt
Organism: Lottia gigantea (owl limpet)
Lineage: Eukaryota; Metazoa; Mollusca; Gastropoda; Lottiidae
Exons: 1
Coding region: 1-882 (293 amino acids)
Source: RefSeq, a predicted model, not a curated record
AUGCAUCUAGUAAGGGGUUUUCAAAACAUAGGGAGAACUAAAUUUAUAGUUUCUCUAGAAAAGCCAGCAGAUGUUAACAUCUUUAUCGACUGGUUUGGCAACGGUACUCAGAUAGUUCCCGCAGUCAAAUUUACCAUUACACGAGCCAACCAGGUCGAGGAAUUAAAUCGAAAACCCGACAUAAAAAUUACUAUCUAUGGGGCCCCGUAUGAGCUAGACCCCAAAUAUAUCUUGUCGAAGAUAAAUACAUAUUGCACCUUGGCAAAAAUUAAAAGAUGUACCUGGAGAGGCUACCCUAAUAUGUACAAUGGGGUACAUUUAAUCUUUACUCCAGAGAUAAAGAAGCCUAUACCAAAUAAUCUAAUAAUCAAUGGUAUCAGGAUUACGGUCAAGUAUGAUGACCAACCCCAGCCAGCCCGGAGAUGCUUCUGCUGUGGCGGAGAAAACCACCUAGCAGCUAUGUGCCCUACCAAUGCUGCCCCUGGCCCCCGCCCACAGACUAUUAAUAAUAAGUCCCUAUACAAUGCGGUAGCGAGUUCGCUUCCAGGGCCGAGUUUCACCGCCAUGUCAUUCGACCCGACCAGAUCUAACGAAGAAUCAACAACAAACCAACAACACCGAAUCAUCCAAUUUGAUCCAAUCCAACUACCAACUACUACGACUACCAACAACUACCUAGUUUGCGAUAUCAGCAUCCGCUGGAAGCGAACGUUAACUUGUCAUCUACCUACCUACCUACAGUGCGGUAGCGAGUUCGCUUCCAGAACUGAUAUGUUUCAAGUGUGGAGACGCUGGACAUGCCCCAAACCUAUGCCCGAACCAUGGCCUCAAACUCCCAAUAUGGCCCUCAACGAACAGUAUCGAUCCGGUACCAUCUUUUGA